GCAAACGCACGCUUUCGUCCGACCGCUGAUCGACUCCGAUUCGUCCGAGCUCCGUAGCCCUUGCCCUCCCCCUCCCUUCCUUCCUCCUCGUCGAAGGAAAGAAUGGAAUCCGUUUGCCGACUCCGUCUCCACCCCACGCCUGUUCACCUCCCCCUCUUCUCCCGCCCCGCCUUCUCCAAACCCCUCCUUCCCCUUAAACCCUUCUCCCCCAAACCCAGACGCCACCUCUCCCUCCGCGCCUCCUAUACUGCCCCCAUCCCUUCCCGCAAAACCCUAGACCCCCUUUCUUCUCUCCUGCGCCCCGCCGGCGUCGUCCUCGCCGCCUCCGCUGCCCUCCUUCUCGCCCGCUUCCACUGCCCCGCCCCCGCCACCGCCGUCUCUCCACCUCCUGCCACCGUCCAAUCCGACACUCUUACCGAAGAUGAGAAGGAACGCACCCUCGAGGAGUACCUCGACUCCCACCCCGACGACGUCCGCUCCCUCCGAGCCCUGAUGGAGCUCAAGGUCAAGUCCCGGAAGCUCCCCGAGGCAAUCGACAUCGUCGACCGCCUCAUCGCCCUCGAACCCGGCGAGAGGGACCUCCCACUCCUCAAGGCCCACCUCCGGAACUACAGCGGCGACGCCGAGACCGCGAAACAGGGGUUCGAGGAGGUCCUCCAGCAGGACCCCUUCUGCGUCGAGGCCUACCACGGGCUCGUCAUGGCCGCCUCCCAGUCGGAGGAGUCCUACGCGGAGCUGGACGGCAUUCUGAAGAGAGUCGAGGGGGCCUUGGAGAUGUGCAAGAAGGCAAAGAAAAAAGAGGACUUGAGGGAUUUCAAGCUGCUGGUCGCUCAGAUCAGGGUCAUCGAAGGGAAGUAUGAGGACGCUCUCAAGAUAUAUGAAGAAUUGGUGAAGGAGGAGCCGAGGGAUUUCAGGCCUUAUCUGUGCCAGGGGAUUAUAUAUACUUUGUUGAGGAAGAAGGAUGAGGCCGAGAAGCAUUUCCAGAAGUACCGAAGGCUCGUUCCAAAGGGUCAUCCUUAUGCACGGUACUUUGAGGAAAAUAUGAUGGCGAUGAAGAUUUUUGGGCAGAUGGAGGAGAACAAAAGAACAGGAUCUUUCAAGAGCUGAGGGGUUAUUGCAAAACACCAAGCAAGGCUCUUGCAUGCAUGCUUAUUUAAAUGAUAGUAUCUUAAAGUACCUGACGCCACUUUGGUUGUUUAGAAUUGGAAUUAGAAAACUUAAACCAAUUUUCAAUUAGGAACACAGUGUUCUCAUUGGUACUCAACUACAAGCUUGGUCAGGGUAUCUUAUCUAUUGCUGGGGCUUAUGCAUCUAGGAUCCUAGAUAGGUGCCUAGUCAGCUCUCAAGAGUAUAAUUGCCAAAUGAACUACUUCAAUGUAUGGUGAUUCUAAGCUGUUCAAAACAUCAGUUUGUUCUUGUUUUGUCUACAUUAACUCAGAGGGCAUUUAUAUGUUAUUUUCUUUUUGUAUCAUACCUAUGUUCUUCUAGUUUAUGCAGAAGUGGAGGGAAGGAAAUGAAACUCGGAAUAAUUUACAUCA
Molecule: messenger RNA, 1538 nt
Organism: Phoenix dactylifera (date palm)
Lineage: Eukaryota; Viridiplantae; Streptophyta; Magnoliopsida; Arecales; Arecaceae
Product: protein SLOW GREEN 1, chloroplastic-like
Molecular function (GO): protein binding
Source: RefSeq, a predicted model, not a curated record